UUCUUUUUUUUUUCUUUUUUUUUUCUUUCAUUGUCUCUUUCCUCUUUCUUCCUUUGUUUUUAUUAAGCAUGACGAUGGUUACCCUUCAACCUUCUAUUGAGUCUGUUCCAGUACCUGGUACAGGUAUUGCUAAUUUACCUAAUCAACGUCACAAGAUAGUAGCCAAGAAUGGUGCUAACUUUACUUUAAUGGUUUGUGGUGAAUCAGGGGUUGGUAAAACAACAUUUGUUAAUACGCUUUUUACAACAACCAUUAAAGAACCGAAGAAUUUAAAUAAAAGACGUAUAAAUAAGACGCCUUCAAAGACUGUUCAAAUUCAAAUCACUAAAUCAGAACUAGAAGAAAAAAUGUUCAAGGUCAAAUUAACUGUAAUUGAUACUCCUGGAUUUGGUGACUAUGUAAAUAAUCGUCAUAGUUGGAUUCCGAUAAUCGAUUUUAUUGACGAUCAGCAUGAAAAUUAUAUGAGACAAGAACAACAGCCUUGUCGUAAAGGUGUUAUGGAUAUGCGGGUUCAUUGCUGUCUUUAUUUUAUAAAGCCUACUGGUCACACUUUAUCACCUUUAGAUGUUGAGAUGAUGAAAAGGUUGGGUUCGCGUGUUAAUUUAAUUCCGGUUAUCGCUAAAGCAGAUACUUUAACACCUUCUGAUUUAGCCAAAUUUAAGCAAAACGUUAGAGACGUGAUUGCUGCUCAAAAUAUUCAAUGUUACUCUGCCCCUAUUGAAAGUGAUGAUGAAGCGACAAUGAAGCGUAAUAUUAAUAUUAUGGCAGCUAUGCCUUUUUGCUAUAUAAAAUUGCCUAAUGGUCGCAUAGCCAAAGGACGUGCAUAUUCAUGGGGAGUCGCUGAAGUAGAAAACGAUGAACAUUGCGACUUUAAAAAACUAAGAAGUUUAUUGAUUCGUACACAUAUGCUGGAUUUAAUUACAACUACAGAAGAAACUCAUUAUGAAAAAUUAUCUAUUGAAAAGGAUGAAAAUGCUAAAUUUGCUGAAGAGGAAGAGGCUCUUAGAAUUACUUUUACUGAUAAAGUUAAAGCUGAAGAAACUCGUUUCCGUCUCUGGGAACAACAGGUAAAUAAUCUAAGAAAAAGGAGAAAAAAAAAAGUAUAAUUUACUCAUCUAAUGUAUAUAUAAAAGCUCCUAUCUGAAAGAGACCGUUUACAUAAAGAAUUAGAAGCCCAGAAUGAAAGAAUUAAAGAAUUACAAUAUGAAAUUGAGGCUUACUAUAAUCAACGUGAUUCUCCAAGAAACAUUAGAAAAUAAA
Molecule: messenger RNA, 1260 nt
Organism: Cokeromyces recurvatus
Lineage: Eukaryota; Fungi; Mucoromycota; Mucoromycetes; Mucorales; Mucoraceae
Product: Septin-domain-containing protein
Exons: 7
Coding region: 69-1106 (345 amino acids)
Biological process (GO): cytoskeleton-dependent cytokinesis
Cellular component (GO): septin ring; microtubule cytoskeleton; septin complex
Molecular function (GO): GTP binding; molecular adaptor activity; GTPase activity
Source: RefSeq, a predicted model, not a curated record